CUUUAAGCUUGAACACUCAUCUCAAUUCUGAUCUCCAGAGUAGCACGAAGGAUGAGAAGACCUGGUCAAUGUCUGACGGAGCUGAUGCCCCUCACGUCGGCGGAGUGGACGAAGCAUCUGGAAGUGAACUCCAAAAAAGAAGAUAAAAACGUCAAGAGAAUUUUUAAACAGCCCUCCUACCUCAUUGUCAAAUUUAUUGCUCGUAUCCUCAAAUUUUCAAGAGGAAGAACCUUAACCCAAAAGUAUCGUAGCUCCACUACAACACAGCAGCUCCUCUACAACAGAGAACAUCCUGAAGGGGACACAUUAAGCUUAAUUGAGUCUCCAGUCCCUAAUGACAUCACUACUUUUGGUCGUCUCCCAAAGCAAUCUGAUUGGGAUCCAGCCUUCACAGUUCCAAGAGACAUCGCUGAUUGUAAAUUUAUUACGAAACUUAACCCAAUGACUACCUUUAGCGAAAUAGUCAACCGACACUGAGAACCAACAAGCUUGAAGUACCGGGAAUACUUUGGGUCCUGAAGGAGCGUGGGGCAAUGGAGCGUUACGGCACCAGACUGAGUGAUAAGGAGGUUUCCGGGUCAGAGAGGAGGCUCGGAGGCUUCCUUGAGAUGAGGCCGUGGUGAUAGACCUUGGCAACGCCGCUCACAACACUUCACAUUCUCACUACCACCUACAGGAUUCACGCUGGCCUUCGUAAUAAUGCACCAUGCUCCUUUCUUCCUAAAUUAAUACCCCGCAUGUGUAGCUACUGUUAUAUAA
Molecule: messenger RNA, 759 nt
Organism: Homarus americanus (American lobster)
Lineage: Eukaryota; Metazoa; Arthropoda; Malacostraca; Decapoda; Nephropidae
Exons: 2
Coding region: 52-477 (141 amino acids)
Source: RefSeq, a predicted model, not a curated record